AUGCCCGCUGCUCAACCAGGGCGGUCGGACUUGCUCGCCAGUAUCCAGGGUGCAGGAAUCCACAUGCUCCGCAAAACUCCUGCAGAAAGAGAAGAACCAUUCUCCCCAACCGCUGCUGCCCCCGCUGCUCCCGCUGCUGCGGGAGGAAGUGAUCUUGCCGGAGCACUGGCUGCAGCGCUUUCGCAGAGGAAUAAGAGCCUGGGUCAGGAGAGUGACUCAGAAGAAGAGGAUGAUUGGGAUGAUGAUGAUGAAUGA
Dacryopinax primogenitus is the source of this 255-nucleotide messenger RNA. RefSeq lists its product as uncharacterized. Lineage: Eukaryota; Fungi; Basidiomycota; Dacrymycetes; Dacrymycetales; Dacrymycetaceae. Gene Ontology annotation, molecular function: actin binding. Bases 1 to 255 code for a protein of 84 amino acids. The record is from RefSeq and is a predicted model, not a curated record. The transcript has 2 exons.